Molecule: messenger RNA, 747 nt
Organism: Peronospora matthiolae
Lineage: Eukaryota; Oomycota; Peronosporomycetes; Peronosporales; Peronosporaceae
Source: the annotation of a GenBank genome assembly
AUGGCAGAUAGCGACGCUCGCUCUCCUCACGAGCCCUCAGCGCGUGCGCUCGUGCCGUUUUCCUUCCGCAAUCCCUUCCACAAUGCACUUUGUGACAGCACUCGUUGGUUCCCAAUCGCUGGCAAGCGCAUUCGCAUUGAUCAAGCUUGGCAGAACGACGGACGAGGCGGCACGGCAUUAGGGUUUGGCGCGUCAGUGUACGAUGCAGCCAUUGCGUUGUCGCUGUACUUGGCUUCCCAUCGAGAUGUGGUGGAAGGAAAGUGGAUAAUUGAAUUAGGCGGCGGUCCAGGUCUCGUUGGAGUCGUAGCUGCCCAUUUGAAGCCCAGGGAUAUCGUCAUCACCGAUGGAGACCCUGCGUCUGUUGCACUAACUCGACGAAAUAUCGAGCUCAACGGCCUCUCUGAAAGUGGUUGCACUGCUGAAAAGUACCUAUGGGGUGACGUGGACCAUGAACUCGUUCCAAGGAUUGGUGGCUGUGGUUAUUACGACGUGAUUCUAGGUGCUGACAUUGUCGCAUGUCCAUACGCUUUGGCGUUUGAAGCGUUGAUGAAAUCGCUUCGAAAAUUGGCUCGACCCGAGACGCUGAUCUUGCUUGCUUACAAAAAACGCAUGAACACGGAAGCGGAGUUCUUCGAGGCGUUCGAAAAGGUGUUUGACGCUGAGAUGAUCGACAGGUCCGAAUUGCAUCCUGACUUUCAGGAAGGAGACGACAUUGUGAUUUUUCGAGCGCGUCUAAAGCCACAAUAG